This is a messenger RNA of Aethalodelphis obliquidens (Pacific white-sided dolphin), 1765 nucleotides long. RefSeq names its product gasdermin C (gene GSDMC). Gene Ontology annotation, molecular function: phosphatidylinositol-4,5-bisphosphate binding; phosphatidylserine binding; phosphatidylinositol-4-phosphate binding. The record is from RefSeq and is a predicted model, not a curated record. Gene Ontology annotation, biological process: pyroptotic inflammatory response; defense response to bacterium. NCBI's taxonomy places the organism in Eukaryota, Metazoa, Chordata, Mammalia, Artiodactyla, Delphinidae.
GCUCCGCAACGGGAGAGGCCACAACAGUGAGAGGCCCACGUACCGCAAAAAAAAAAAAAUAAUAAGAUCUUGCAGUAUUUGUCUUUCUGUGUCUGACUUACAACCUAAAGUCACCUCCUAUAAUGUCCAUCCCUUCGGGAAGAAUAUCAAGGAUCUGUACGAGGUUGCCCACUCUCUUCCCCGCCUCCCAACGGAACUUUGCACUCCCCUUCCAUCCUCCCCUAGCAACAUGCCCUCCCUGUUUGAGCCUAUUAGCAAGAAUUUGGUCAAAGAGCUUGGAGACAAAGACCUGAGGCCUGUCAAAUACCUGUUGAGCACCAACAAAUUCCGUCAGCUGGCGCUAUUAUAGAAGAAGAAGGGGACGCACGCACAGUUCUGGGGACAGCCUACUGUUCCAGUAGAAUACAUCACGGAUAUCCUGGAGCCAAGUUCUUCAGUCCCAGGUAGUGUCAACCAGGGACGAAGGAGGCAAGGAGUGAAAAACAAGGGUGCUCAGAUAGAUUCUUGGUGCGACAGCCAAGAACCCCUAAGACACCCGCACAGAUGCCUGAGGACAGGCUUCAAGCACCUACAAAAGGAGGUUUGCAGGGAAAUGGAGGCAAUGGCCCAGCUCCCAAAGGACACUCAGGAUGCUAUUCUCCACAAUAUCCUGGCCAGGCUCAAGGACCAAGAGGCUCUGCAGGACCUCAUGGACUUGUUGGAUCGGGGCCCCUCGGAUCAUCCGGACAGCUUUGGUGGUACCUUCCUAAGUGAGAUGCAAGAGGACUCAAGAAAUCUAUGGCUCAAGUUAAGACUGCACCUCAUGUCCCUCCUUAAAGCCAUAUUGGGGCUGAGUGACACCCAACACGAGCUACUGGCCUGGUCCAUGGAGAAGAGGAUCCUUCUCCAGCAGCGGGCGCUGGUGAAGAGCAUCCUGGAGCCCAACUUCAAGUACCCUUGGAACAUCCCCUUCACCCUGGACCCCAAGCUCCUCACCCCGCUGCAGGUAGAGGGGUUGGCCGUCACCUUCAGCCUGCUGGAGGAGUGCAGCCUGAGGGUGGCUCCCGACAGCCCCAAGGGGACCUGAGACCUGGAGGCCAAGAAGCCGUUGUUCACCCUGUACGGGUCCCUCUCAGUGCCGCAGCAGCUGGCCAAGGCCUGAGCCCUCCCCCGGGCGCUCAGUCCAGAGAGGCCUGGCCACACCCCCGUCUGUGCUGUGAGCAUCCUUGGUGCUCAGGGAGCCUGGGGCCAUGCUUCUCUGCCUCUCCAGUUUGGGUGCACAGGGACCAACAAAGACUCGAGGGAACAUUCUGGGGUGACAGAGAUACUCUGUAUCUUGUAAAAGGUUUAUGCAUUUGUCAAAACUCAACAGAUAGCAUCUAAAAAUGUGAGCAUUUUACUGCGUGUUAAUUUUACUUCAAAGCAAUGUACACAAAUAUUGAACUCUCGUUAAUAUGCACUCUGAAUUGUAUUGGGUAAAGUGUACUGAUGUCUGUAACUUACUUUGAAAUGUAUCAGAAAAUAAGGUGAAUUGAUGGAUGGAUAAAUAUGUGAUCAAGGAAAUGUGGUGAAAUAUUUAAAACAGGAGUUCUUUUUUAUUCUUGAAAUGUUUUUGUGUGUCUGGAAUUGUUUCAAAAUAAAAAUUACCCCCCCCACACACACAAUUAUAUCUGUGUGUCCAUCAGUCAUCCUGUGAGUGUUCCUGACUGUGCCUUCUGAGCUGUGGGUUAGGUUCUUCAUCAUUUAAGGAAGAUUCACUCAAUAUCAUUAAACACGUUAUACAUUC